Lactuca virosa is the source of this 1935-nucleotide messenger RNA. The record is from the annotation of a GenBank genome assembly. NCBI's taxonomy places the organism in Eukaryota, Viridiplantae, Streptophyta, Magnoliopsida, Asterales, Asteraceae.
CUGAAUAAGAAGGGUGAAGGAGGUCCCAAGUUCAAAUUCUCCUCCCCUCAUUUUCUAUUUGACAACAAUUCUUCUCUAGUAUGUAUACAAGUUUAUCCUUCAUCUUUUCUGAAGUUUUGAUAGAAGGAUUCCUCUACUAAUGUAAGACAAUCAACUCCAUUCGUUAGAAUAGCUUCCAUCGAGUCUCUGCACCUAUCCUUUUUUAUUUUCGCUUUCUAAACCUUUGUUUGUUUUCGGAAAACAUGAUUUGGCUCAGGAUUGCCCAUUUUUAUUAAUUCCAGGGUUUCUCUGAAUUUGAAAGUUAUCGCUUAGUAAGUUUCCAUACCAAGGCUCAAUCCAAUUAAGUCCUUAGCGUCUAUACAAGGACCAUUUUUAUAAUUUUGUCUAAAACUAACAAGCAACAAGCUAAUAAGCUGAUAACACCCUUAGUGAAUCACUUCCUCCCUCUCCCACCGCCAUCUCAUGAAUUUACAGAGAUGGAAACUGAAAGCAAAUAGGAAGAGGAUAUUUUAUUGUUUAGGAUUGUCGUUCAAUUUGGUUCGAUUUUGGGCUUUUACACAAAUCAGUGAAAGAGACAAAUAAAAUGGAGAAGAGAGAUGUCAAAAGAAGUCAACAGCAUGAACGACUUAUGUAAUUUAGUCUUAUUUUAGUGGCGUAUAGGGAAGAACUUCAACUAACACCAACUCGUGGACGAUGGAACACGUCAAGAACCAGAACAACACUUUUCAUAGCAAUUUACUUUUGAAAAACCUUUAUAUUCAUUAUCGUCGUCGUCCCCAAAUGACUAGGUCAAGAAUGCACUCCAACCGUUUGUUCAAAGUUCUGAAAGAGCCAACGCGUUUGACUGGUAGAUUGGAACAGAGUGAUAUUUCUUCUACCUCGGGUAGUAAUCCUAGUAUCAUUGGUGCUCGAAGAAAGAUCUCAGAAUCAUCAAUACAUACAGCAAACUGCAACUCUAUCUACAGAAAACUUAUUUCAGGCUUAAGGGAUAAAGCCAUAAGUACAUUCCAAUCUAGAUCUGCAACAAGCAUGGAGGUAAACUUUGAAGAUUUGUCAAAGGUUCAAAGAAAUGAAGUUGACCACAUUCAUAUGCUAAAUGCGACUUAUGAUAAUUAUGAUGGAGUCAUUGUGGACAUUAAGGAGAAUAUGGAUGAAGAUAUCUUUACCACUCUACUUCAAACAUCAAUAUCCCAAUGGAGGCAACAGGGUAAAAAGGGAGUUUGGCUUAAACUGUCUCUUGAACUUGUGAGUCUUGUUAAGCCUGCAGUGAAGGAAGGAUUUUGGUAUCAUCAUGCUGAACCAACAUACUUGAUGCUUGUGUAUUGGAUUCCUAAAACAAAUCAUACUCUUCCAUCUAACGCUUCUCAUCGUGUUGGUGUUGCUGCUUUUGUGGUCAACUCAAAAGGGGAGAUUCUUGUAGUGCAAGAGAAAAGUGGAGUGUUUAAAGGCACAGGGGUAUGGAAAUUACCAACUGGUAGUGUUGAGGAGGGUGAAGAUAUAUGUACAGCUGCAAGCAGGGAAGUGAAAGAAGAAGCUGGAAUUGAUACAGAAUUUGUGGAAGUUCUAGCAUUCAGGCAAAGCCACAUGUCAUUCUUUAGCAAAUCGGAUCUAAUGUUUGUGUGUAUGCUAAAACCAACAUCUUUUGAGAUCGAAAAGCAAGAGUCAGAGAUUGAAGCAGCUAAGUGGAUGCCUAUUGAAGAAUACGCCAAUCAGCCCUUUGUAAAGAAUCGCAAAUCAUUUGAGUAUAUUGCUAAGAUAUGCAUAGAAAAGAAAGAUAACAAAUAUGUCGGCUUCAAUGCAUUAUCUACAGCAACUGCUACAUCUCUCAAAAACAGCUAUUUGUAUUCUCAUCAUCAGGAGGAGUAGUUAUCUGAUUCACAUAUUCAAGAACCCAAAACUGGAAAAACAGAAAAUGAUCAUGAAAUUAAGACUCAC